Molecule: messenger RNA, 1849 nt
Organism: Ctenopharyngodon idella (grass carp)
Lineage: Eukaryota; Metazoa; Chordata; Actinopteri; Cypriniformes; Xenocyprididae
Gene: aldoca
Product: aldolase C, fructose-bisphosphate, a
Exons: 9
Coding region: 177-1271 (364 amino acids)
Biological process (GO): glycolytic process; fructose 1,6-bisphosphate metabolic process
Cellular component (GO): cytosol
Molecular function (GO): fructose-bisphosphate aldolase activity
Source: RefSeq, a predicted model, not a curated record
CAUGACGUUAAGCUCCGCCCUACAAUUGUCAGCAUCCUCUGGGAUAUCACCUUCAUAAAGAAUUGGGACAGUGCCACUGUUAAAGAAUCAGUCACGUCUCAUCUCGUCUGUAGGAGAAAGCCCUUCUGGUCUGAGUCCUUCGGUCUGCUCUGACUUGGUUGUGUCAGACGUUUAGGAUGACCCAUCAGUUUCCUCCCCUCACCACUGAGCAAAAGAAGGAGCUACAUGAGAUAGCUUUGCGUAUAGUGUCACCAGGGAAAGGCAUCCUAGCUGCAGAUGAGUCCAUAGGCAGCAUGGGAAAACGUUUGAACCAGAUUGGGGUGGAGAACAAUGAGGAGAACCGCCGUCUCUACCGUCAGGUGCUCUUCACCGCUGAUGACCGCAUUGAUAACUGCAUUGGUGGAGUGAUCUUCUUCCACGAAACACUCUACCAGAACUCUGAUGAUGGCGUCCCGUUCGUCAAGAUGAUAAAGGACAAAGGCAUCACUAUCGGGAUCAAGGUUGACAAAGGUGUAGUCCCCUUGCCAGGGACUAAUGGAGAGACCACUACACAAGGUCUGGAUGGGCUCUCAGAACGCUGCGCUCAGUAUAAAAAGGAUGGAGCUGACUUUGCAAAGUGGCGCUGUGUAAUGAAAAUCAGCGAUACCACCCCGUCAAACCUGUGCAUUACAGAAAAUGCGAAAGUCCUUGCUCGCUAUGCUAGUAUUUGUCAGCAGCAUGGGAUUGUACCCAUAGUGGAACCUGAGAUCCUUCCUGAUGGAGACCAUGAUUUGAAGCGCUGUCAGUUCGUCACUGAGAGGGUGCUUGCAGCGGUCUACAAAGCCAUGUUUGAUCAUCAUGUGUAUCUGGAAGGCACACUACUCAAGCCCAACAUGGUGACCCCUGGACACAGCUGCCCAACCAAAUACAGUGCAGAUGAGGUUGCCAUGGCAACGGUCACUGCUCUGCGGCGUACUGUCCCACCUGCUGUCACGGGGGUGACCUUUCUCUCAGGAGGUCAAAGUGAGGAAGAGGCCUCCAUUAACCUAAAUGCCAUCAAUAACUGCCCACUGGUGAAGCCCUGGGCUCUUACCUUCUCUUUCGGCCGAGCUCUGCAGGCCUCAGCUCUGAAGACCUGGCGUGGACAGAGAGAAAAUGAGACCGCCGCAACUGAGGAAUUCAUCAAACGAGCAGAGAUCAACAGUCUGGCAUGCCAAGGGAAGUACACAGUUUGUGGUGACAGCAGCGGAGCCACUGGUCUAUCCCAUUACCUUUCCAGCUAUGCAUAUUGAAAUGCUGUUGAUUCCCAUAUUCCAACAUUAGCUGAAAGUUAGCUAACAUUAGCUAAAAUUUCACUGCCACUUCCAUAUAAAACUCUCAAACAUAUAUAGAUUAAUUAUUAUGAUCUCAUAAAUGUGAUGAUAUAAAACAGCACUUGAAAGUGAUUGCUAAGUGAGUUUCUGAGGAUGUGAAAAUUUGUGUUCUCUGCUUGUCUUAAAAACAUUGUAAAAUUAGCUUCUGUUGCAGUUCUUUAGGAAAAUAAUGCAACUGAUUAAACUGACAAGUUUAUUAAUAAAGUUACAGUUGACUUGACUGCAUAUUAUUAGUUGACUGUAAAAAUGUAUGAGUUUCUUAGGAUAGUUAUAAGGAUCUGUGCUAUACGCUUCAGUAAUCUAACAUUUCAUCAUCUAAAGCUUUAAUAAAGCCUUUACUCUGAUGAAGAAUAACAGCAUGGAUUACAAGUUUAUGAGUCACAGUAUCUGUUAUGGUAAUUCAGGAUGUUUGGUUUGAAUGCAUUAUUGACAAGAGUUAAACUAAAUUAUUGACAACCGGAAUAUGAAAAUGCUGCAAUAAAGUUGUGAAGAUAGAA